Molecule: messenger RNA, 1241 nt
Organism: Pogonomyrmex barbatus (red harvester ant)
Lineage: Eukaryota; Metazoa; Arthropoda; Insecta; Hymenoptera; Formicidae
Product: SREBP regulating gene protein
Biological process (GO): positive regulation of SREBP signaling pathway
Source: RefSeq, a predicted model, not a curated record
CCAUGCAAGUCAUUGAACCUGAAGAUAUGUCGGUACAUCUCAUUGUCUCGUCAUCGCGCAUCGGCGCGUGGUUAUUUUAUUUUUAACGCAAUCAAUGAAUGCGACUUGAUCAACGUGACGGCAAUUGACAGGAACCAUUUCGUUCGCUCGUUGAAGCAAUGAAGCCGAUAAUUUAAUAUCCUUCUCACGAUUGUGCAUGAUGUUUUUUUUUUAUAUGCACAAUGUUAAUCUCGCGAAUACUAUGUCUGGAAGAUUCGAAGCUGUUUUGAUGAGGAGGAGCGUAUAAGCGGCACGUAGGAAGGAUGCCAAACUGCAUAAGUCUGAUCAGACUACUCAGACGACGUGUUGUUCUUGGAUUGAUCUUCGCCCUGUCAUUGACGUAUUGUGCCUUUUCGUUACUCCGAAAUGAUAAGAAAGGAUCGCCGUAUUUAGACAAUGAUAUCGAUAUGGAUCCCAUGAUGAUCAAUGAUAAUAAUGAAGAUUUGAUGGCCGAUGACAACACAUUUCUUGAAGGAUUAAAAGCAUCUGAUAAAUCUCUAUUAUGGCCAAUUGAAGUAUUUGAUCAAGCAGCUAAUGAUAAUGCAGGAAAUAUGGAUAUGUCUAAUUUAAAUGACAGUGAUGUGUCUGCAGAAUCUUGUCGUAAUUCUAUUCAAGGAAAAGGCUUGAUAGUUGAUGAUCGUGGUAUAGUAUGUUCAAGACAUGAUCUCCUUUCAAAUGGAUGUUGUAUAGUGGAACAGAGGCAGAUUUCUAAGAACGAAAAGUCUACGGUCAAAAAAGAGAGAUAUAGUUGUAAAACGUGCAAUCCUCAAGGGUGCUGUACUAUUUACGAAUAUUGUGUUUCCUGCUGCCUGCAUCCUGAUAAGCAAAUAAAAAGUCGAAAGGAUAUUCUAUUGGGCUCUGCAAAAGUGCAAAAGGACGUAGGGAUAGCACUUAUUCGUACAGAUCGUUUCCAGAUUUGCUUGGCUACUUGUCGCACCUCGAGCUCCAGUGUUCGACACGAAAAUACUUACAAGGAUCCCCUCGCAAAGCAUUGUUAUAUCUCGCAACGAUAUCAACGUAAUAUUAAUUCAUUAAAUAAUAACGGCGACAAUCCCGCCGUUGUCGUUACUUCUUUUUCUGUGGUGAUAUUACUUAUCUACCCGUUUCCCGAAUAUUACUCCCGUUUACUAAAUUCAAUAACAUUAUCUCGGCCUUAUGCUAAACUUAUCUAAUUAUUAUUUUAUCAAGAAAUAAUCAUUUUG